This is a messenger RNA of Triplophysa dalaica, 1796 nucleotides long. It is a transcript of the gene prodhb, whose product is annotated as proline dehydrogenase (oxidase) 1b. NCBI's taxonomy places the organism in Eukaryota, Metazoa, Chordata, Actinopteri, Cypriniformes, Nemacheilidae. The record is from RefSeq and is a predicted model, not a curated record. Gene Ontology annotation, molecular function: proline dehydrogenase activity; FAD binding. Gene Ontology annotation, cellular component: mitochondrion.
AUGAUUCGCUUAAAUCGUAACGUCACGUUUAUCCACUGCCUUUCGGACUCCAAAAAGACUGAAAAACAGGCAGAGGAAGAAGAGAGGAGAGUCGUGCAGAAGUUAUACAACCAGAGUCAGCUUCUUCAGCUCCAGUUCCUGCGGAGAACUGGGGUUAGUUUGCGCUCCAAAUACUAUACUCUUGAGCUACUUAGAAGCUUGUUAGUUUUUAAACUGUGCUAUGACAUCCUGGUUGAUAGGAACAAAGAGAUAAUGGAUCUCUGCCGAACGUUUCUUGGACAAAAGAUGUUUGAACGGUUCAUGAAAAUUACGUUCUAUGGUCAGUUUGUGGCGGGUGAAGAUCACAAAUCCAUCAGGCCCCUCAUACAGAAGAACCGGGCAUAUGGAGUGGGUGCCGUGCUGGAUUACUGUGUAGAAGAGGAUCUCUCGCAAGAAGAAGCGGAAAGGAAGGAGAUGGAAUCAGGCAUGUUUGCAUCAGAGGAGGAAAGCCCUGGAGUGGACCACAGAGAGUUGAGGUUCAUAUCCCACAGAAGGUUUGGCGAUCUGCGGGAGGGCGUUACGAGCGCUCCUAUGUAUUUCUACGCCGAUGAGAUGAAAUGCGAUGAGCACAUGGAGACUUUUCUGAAAUGCAUCAAAGCAGCAGGUGGAAGUUCAGAAGAUGGUUUCUCGGCUAUUAAGAUUACUGCCCUCGGGCGCCCACAAUUCCUGCUCCAGUUUUCAGAGGUGCUGGUGAAAUGGAGGUGCAUUUUUAGUUUCCUGGCUGCCAAGCAGGGCAAAGAUGACGCGGAGGUGUUGGAGCAGAAACUGGAUCUAGAACGACUGCAGGCAUGUCUCGCCAGCCUGGGAGCCGAAGGAAACAUUCAGGGCUGGUUCUCUGAUGGACGGCAGCACUUAUCAGGCGUUUUCGACGUGCUGGACUGGAACGGUUUAAUUGAUGACAGAACGAAGACAUCUGAUCUUCUAGUUGUCCCGAACCUACAGACCGGUCGGCUAGAGCCUCUUCUGUCUAAAUUCACAGCUGAAAAGGAAGGCCAGAUGACACGAAUCCUUCAGCGAAUCGACGUCUUGGCUAAGGAGGCGUUUGACAAUGUUUCAGUGGACGUAGAGCUAUCAAGGAGAGAGGGUUGGUGUUUCGCUGCUAAACUGAUCAGAGGGGCGUACAUGCACCAGGAAAGAAGCCGAGCAGCUGAGAUUGGAUAUGAAGAUCCCAUCAACCCAGACUAACAGUCUACUCACAGAAUUUAUCACAGAUGUCUGGAUUAUGGGCUGGAGGAGAUCGAGCUGAACAAGAAAGCAAAUGUCAUGGUGGCGUCACAUAACAUAGAUACAGUUAAACAUACGCUUAAAUGGAUGAAUGAAAUGGGUCUGGCUCCCGCAGAUAAGAUGGUGUACUUUGGCCAGUUCCUGGGAAUGGGCGACCAAAUCAGCUUUCCGUUAGCCCAGGCAGGUUUUCCGGUGUACAAGUACGUUCCGUACGGCCCGGUGAACGAAGUGAUGCCGUACUUGUCCCGUCGGGCGCAGGAGAACCGUGGCGUUAUGAAAGGAGUUCAGAUGGAGAGAGAUCUUUUGUGGAAGGAGCUUGUACGCAGACUGACCAGCGGGGAGGUGUUUCACAUGCCUGCUUUAUAAAAUACACUCCACUUCUCACCAGAAUAGCUUCUCCUGCACUUCUGACCAUUUUUGCUUUUAACAUACUGCGCACAUUAUGCAUUAUUUACACCAAUAGUGUAAAGUACUAUUUUGAUUCAAGAUGAACAUGUUUGAGUCAUAUGUCACUGCACACUCUUAUAUCUUGC